This is a messenger RNA of Cucumis melo (muskmelon), 321 nucleotides long. RefSeq names its product probable LRR receptor-like serine/threonine-protein kinase At1g07650. The record is from RefSeq and is a predicted model, not a curated record. The transcript has a single exon. Bases 1 to 321 code for a protein of 106 amino acids. Lineage: Eukaryota; Viridiplantae; Streptophyta; Magnoliopsida; Cucurbitales; Cucurbitaceae.
AUGGACCUAGUUGAUCCUAAGUUGGGGUCAAACUUCAACGAGGAAGAGGCAAUGAAAAUGAUGAAUAUUGCUUUUCUUUGCACCAAUGUCUCUCCCUCGGCAAGACCUACAAUGUCCUCUGUAGUGAGCAUGCUGGAAGGUAAGGUUUCUGUCAAGGAAUUGAUUUCAGAUCCAGAUGACAUGAGAAAAGAGAUGAAGGCAAUAUGGACCCUUAUUCAGCAGAAUGAAACGGUAACCAACGACAAGAACAAUACUGAGAGCCUAUCGUUCAUAAACAUGGGAUCAACCAGUUCUUCGAUAUCAAUGAAGAGCAGAAACUAG